AUGUCUCAAAGUUCAGGAAAGAAUGACUCUGUCAAGGCAAAGAUUGAAAGAACUGCUAAGGGAGUUAAAUGCAUGGGUUUGAAGAGUGGUUCUUCCCAACCAUCUUCUGUGUCAAAGAAAGCUCCUGGGAAGACGAAGACAAGAUACCCAGCAAGAAAGACCUACAUGUCAAAGGUUCAGAACAAAGAACCCACCAAUGUCUUUCUCUGUGAGGAUGUUGCUGAUGAAGAGGAAAUCAAUGUUGAAGACUCUCCUGUGAAAUCGCCUCCUGAUGUUGUGCCCGAUGUUGAGACAUCUGUGUCUCAGGAAAUUUCUGAUCAAGAAAAUUCUAGAAAGGAGUCCACUUCUCUUGAAGAUUCAGGCAAGGUUACCAAGCCUGAUAUCUCUGUAUCGUCUUCUUCGAAGGACGCUGAUCCAAAGAAUGGCAAUUCUGAGGAUACCAAUUCUGCAGAGCCAACCCAGGCUCCAUCCCCUGUUCAGGACAUCUCUGAUGAUGAUGUUCCCCUGGUUAAGUCCAUUCUUGAUAGUGUUGCUGCCAGGAUGAAAAGAAAAAGAAUGGUCUCUACUCCUGAAGUCACUCCUACUCCACCAAAGAGAUCCAAGUCAUCUCCUGAAGUCUCCAAGGCUUUGCAGGAGAUAAUCAGAAUGAGCACUGCCAGGAAGCUCAAGGUUGAUGCUUUGCUACUCAAGCUGCAAGAAGAAGAACGCCAAAGAGGUGAGCAAAGUGCUGCAACUACAGGUGCUCAAGAUGAGAGCAAUGAAGAGGAGGAAGGAUCUGAAGAAAGUGCAGAAGAGUCUGGAGAGGAGUCCAGUUCUGAAGACUAG
Lotus japonicus is the source of this 825-nucleotide messenger RNA. RefSeq names its product protein gar2-like. The transcript is spliced from 2 exons. The record is from RefSeq and is a predicted model, not a curated record. Lineage: Eukaryota; Viridiplantae; Streptophyta; Magnoliopsida; Fabales; Fabaceae. The coding region runs from base 1 to 825 and encodes 274 amino acids.